AUGUCUGACUCUGACAAAGGCGCCGCAAUUCAACACCAUGAGGACAUGGUUGAGGCACAGACGCAGAAGACGGUAGACACCGUCCACAAAGAUGAGGCAGUCAAGGUUUUGGCAGCCUACCAGGGCGAUGAGGCGUGGACUGAUGAGGAAGAGAAGAGGCUACGCCGCAAGAUUGAUUGGAGACUCAUGCCCGUUCUCUGCCUAACAUACAUGCUGCAGUACUACGACAAGGCCAUGCUUUCCCAGGCUGCCUUGUUCGGGUUGAGACAAGACCUUGGCCUCCUCACUGGGGAUCGAUACGCCAUGUCGGCUGCAAUCUUCUAUCUUGGCUUCAUUGUCGGUGCCUACCCAAGCAUGAUGCUCGCACAGCGAUAUCCCAUCGAACGAGUCGCUUCUGGCAUUGUCACAGUUUGGGGUGUCUGUCUUAUCUUGACGGUGGUCUGCAAAGACUACAGAGCACUCUAUACAGAGCGAUUCUUCCUUGGAUUUCUGGAGAGCGGCAUCAGCCCUAUGUUCAUGAUGAUUGUCGGGAGCUUCUACAAGAAGAAUGAACAAGCCAUGCGGAUGGGCAUCUGGUACAGCUGUACUGGUUACGUCUCCAUCAUCUCUCCCCUCGUCAACUAUGGAUUCGGUCUCAUCAACGGAGGUGUUUCCUCUUGGAGAUAUAUGUACUACUUCGCCGGUUCUCUCACGAUCGUGUGGGGCAUUGUGCUAGUCUUCGUGCUACCUCCCGACCCUAUUCGAGCCAAGGGCUUCAACGAGAGAGAACGGUAUAUCCUUGUCGCCCGACUCAAGACAAAUAACUCGGGAGUCCGGAAUACUCACCUCAAGGUCGCUCAGAUUUGGGAGCUCCUACUAGAUACCAAGUUCUGGGCCGUCUUCGCCAUCGCCUUCUUGUCGAUGAUUGCCAAUGCUCCGAUCUCGACCUUUGUUCCCAUCAUCAUCAACGGAUUCGGGUUCAGUACACUCAACUCACUGCUGCUCAUGAUGCCCUGCGGCCUUUAUGCUGGCACGCUUCAGCUACUUAUGCCCUACCUGGCAUACAAGUACAAGAAUAUUAGGACGUACCUGAUAUUCGUAGCUCAAUUGGGCACGGUUCUGGCAUCUCUUCUACUCUGGCUACUGCCUCAGUCAUCAACGGGCGCCCUGCUGUUUGCCGUGUACAUUCUACCGUCUGUUGGCGGCGGCUAUGCCGUACUCAUGGGACUGCAAAUUGCCAACACCGCAGGAUACACGAAACGUUCUGUCGCUUCUUCUGGUCUCUACAUCGGCUACUGUCUGGGAAAUUUUGUCGGCCCUUUGUGCUUCAAGAAGGAAGACGCACCUCGCUAUGUGCCCGGUUUCAUCGUUGUAGUCGUCACCGCCAUUGUCGCUGCCGUACUGGCCAUUGCAUACCGCCUGAUGUGUAUGUGGACCAACAAGCGACGUGACAAGGCUGGAAUCAUGGAAGGCUUCGAUCACGCGUACGAGGAUGACCUCACUGAUAAGAAGAAUAUGCAAUUCCGCUACAUUCUCUAG
This is a messenger RNA of Clonostachys rhizophaga, 1518 nucleotides long. The record is from the annotation of a GenBank genome assembly. NCBI's taxonomy places the organism in Eukaryota, Fungi, Ascomycota, Sordariomycetes, Hypocreales, Bionectriaceae.